AUGGCUCGCUUUCAGUUCGCUCUCGCCGCCAUGCUUGCUCUUGCUGCCAACAGCGCUAACGCCUUCACUGUUGGUUCGCCUUCUGGUAUCGCUGCCGGCACCACUGGCGGAGCAGGCGGCAAGACCGUGUACCCGACCUCCAACAGUGAGCUGGUGAACUAUCUCGCCUCGAACGACCCUCUUGUUAUUGUGCUAAACAAGACUUUCGACUUCCGUGGCACUGAGGGCACCACUACUGAGACGGGUUGCAGACCCGAUUACACUCGCGAGUGUAUGGCCAAGAAGAACGGCUACAAGAGUCAAGAUGUGAUCAUCUCGGGUGGAAGCAUGGCCAACACUGGCGGUUGCACCGGUGGCACCGAGGUCAAGAUCACCUACGACAACGCCGCUCGCAAGCGCAUGACUGUGACGGGCAACAAGACCAUCCGUGGCAUUGGUAAGAGCGGUGUCAUCAAGGGCAAAGGUCUGAUGCUAGACGGUGACAACAUCAUUCUGCAGAACAUCCACAUCACAGAGCUGAACCCGCACGUGGUAUGGGGCGGUGACGCAAUCUUUAUGCAGGGUAAGCAAGCCACCACUCCACUCAACAAGAUUUGGCUCGACCACAUCAAGGUGUCCCGUGUCGGCCGUCAAAUGGUUGUCACGAACAAGGCUGGUGUGGCCUCGAUGACCAUCAGUAACUCCGACUUCGACGGAAACACCGAGUACUCUGCGACGUGUGACGGACACCACUACUGGACCUUCCUGUUCUACGGUAAGAACACUGGUGUCAGCAUGCUCAACAACUACGUGCACAGCACCUCCGGUCGCUCGCCUAAGGUUGGUGGCAACCCGAACGAGCACGUCGUCGUGCAUGUGGCUAACAACCAGUGGGGCAACAACUCUGGUCACUCGUUCGAACUCGGUAUCAACGCGUACGUGCUGGCCGAGGGCAACUACUUCGACAACACCAAGCAGCCUCUAUUUGCUGGUUCGGACGGCUCUCUUUAUGCUGCGACCAACAGCGAUGAAUGUUCCAAGUACCUGGGGCGUUCAUGCGCAGCUAAUACGCUCGUUGACAGCGGCACUUUCGCGUCUCGUAACGGUGGGAACGCGCUUAAGACGAUCAAGGGUGUCUCUACUGUCGUGAAUUACAAGCCCGAUACCAGCAAUACGAAGAGCGAUCCCAAGCAACAGCAGAAGCCGUCCAAGUCGAACGGAUCGAAGAAGGAGGAGCAGCAGCAGCAGCAACAGCAACAGCAACAGCAACAGCAGAAGCCGUCCAAGUCGAACGGAUCGAAGAAGGAGGAGCAGCAGCAGCAGCAGCAGCAGCAGCAACAGCAACAGCAACAGCAGAAGCCGUCCAAGUCGAAAGGAUCGAAGAAGAAGGAGGAGCAGCAGCAGCAGUCUUCCAAGACGGGUGGCUCGGACCAGCAGCAGAUUCAGCAGGGCCAGCAAUGGGGUGGCUGGAUGCCGUACCAAGGUGGUUCGGAUCCGAGCUUUGGAUCUCAAUCUAGAAGGCUGGCUGUCGACACGAGAAACUUGGAGAACGAAUGGAAGCAGACCACGGGCAACUUCGGUGUUGGCAAGUUGGACUAA
This is a messenger RNA of Phytophthora nicotianae INRA-310, 1578 nucleotides long. RefSeq lists its product as hypothetical. The coding region runs from base 1 to 1578 and encodes 525 amino acids. The transcript has a single exon. The record is from RefSeq and is a predicted model, not a curated record. Gene Ontology annotation, molecular function: pectate lyase activity. Lineage: Eukaryota; Oomycota; Peronosporomycetes; Peronosporales; Peronosporaceae.